UGGAAGAUUUAAUUAUACUAUAAUCCAACCUUUUUCUUCUUCUGCACACUCUCUUGUUUCAUUCCGCCGUCCCCGUCGCCUCCUUGUUCGGUGAAAUCUACCCUCCUCGAAAUUUCCGAAGACUACCCAAAACCGCAUUUCACCAAAAGCUCGAUCCUUUAGCCUUUAAUCUUCAGUGGACUGUUAUGUCCGAGAUGACAUCAAGAACCGCUGACAUCAUGCGCGUAAGCUCGCAUCGCGAAGUCUACGAGCCCUGUGACGAUUCAUUUGCUCUAGUCGACGCAUUACUCGCUGACCAAACCAACCUUAUAAACCACAACCCUAAGCUUUGUAUGGAGAUUGGCUGCGGAAGCGGAUACGUCAUCACUUCACUCAUCCUUCUCCUCAAAGAGAAGCUUCCCAAUGUUCAUUACCUAGCCACCGACACAAACCCGAUCGCUGCAAGAGUGACAAACGAGACUUUACAAGCUCAUGGUGUCUCUGCUGAGGUUGUCUGCACGGACAUAGCUUCUUGCUUAGAGGAGAGACUCGCUGGGUUGGUAGAUGUGAUGGUGGUGAACCCUCCUUACGUUCCGACGCCUGAGUAUGAAGUUGGUAUGGAAGGUAUAGCCUCUGCUUGGGCUGGAGGGGAGAAUGGGAGGAGUGUUAUCGAUAGAGUCUUGCCUGUUGUUGAUCGUUUGCUUUCUGAGAAGGGGUGGUUUUAUUUGGUGACUUUGACUUCGAAUUACCCGUCGGAGAUUUGUUUGGUGAUGAGGAAGAGAGGUUAUGCGUCGAGGAUCGUGGUGCAGAGGUCGACUGAAGAGGAGAAUCUUAUUAUACUUAAGUUCUGGAGAGAUAAAGAUGAGGAGGGUGUGGAUAAGGAGACGUCAUCAGAAUCGUUUAUGAAGCAGUUUUCGAGGUCUUUGUCAUCUUUUAUGGAGAAACAAUGGAGGUGAAAUGAUCUCAGGAGCAUUCUUUGUUACCACAACUUGCCACCAUUUUGAAAAGACUCCUUUAAAGUCUCUAUUAACCGUGAAUUUUCUAGUGUUCGAUUGUUAAUGAAAAUCCGGUUCUGUGUUGGUCUAUCGAUUUUGUAAAUUACUAAUACGAAUUUGAUUAUAACUUCUUAGUAAAAGUUUAUAUAAUCGAACAUGAUUACAAAUCGAUUAAAAAGAAACUUGAUAUUGUUUUAUGAACUUGAAUAUUCUCUUACUCUAGAGUAUAAAAAAAACUUAAGUAUUGAUUUUUCAUCACUCCUCGCUCUUCUGCCAUGUCUUAAGAAUCCUACAUUUGCAAAGCCUUUGAGAAUCAUCACAGAGUUCAAGAAGAUCCUGUUUGAGUAUGCAACUCGACUGCAAAUUUUAUCAUCUUUCUCAGUAAAUGGUUCAGUUCAUGCGUAACAUUCAAUUUCAAAUUUCAGUAACAAUCCUUUAAGAAGAAAAAACUUCCUAAAUUGAAAAUUUUAAAUGAUUCCAAAGUUCAUGUGACUUUUAAUUUUUUUUUAAAGACUUCUAAAAUUUUAUUAGUUAGUCUUGCACUCAUGCCUUUGAAAAUUCUCGUCUGAUGAGACAAUUAGUUAUGACAAGGGCAUAAAAGUUGAGUUGUACAAGAAAAAUAUGUGGGUAUAAAAUUUCACCUUAUUAUAAUUUCUUGAUACAAUAAAAGUAUAAGUUAUUUUGUAAAAAAGAUAAAAUAGAAGCUGAAGCUUUUAAUUGUUUUUCGGGACUUUGAAAAAGUUUAUGAAAGUCAAAGUGUAAUUGGUAAAUUAUUGAUUUUACAAACUUUAGAUCAUUGUAAAUUUUACGUAUUCGUAAAUUUUGCAAGAAUCUCUCACCAGACAAAUUAAUAUAAAAACUAAAAGCAAGAAAAAGAAAGGAGAAAACUAAAAGCAGACCACUAGAACUGAGGAAACUUUCUCUCCACCUUCUCUCUAAGUUCAAAGCUCAGAUCUAGUUUUCGCUUCUUUUCUCCGACGCCGGCGGUCCCUUUGGCCGGUGUCGGGGAACCUCCGGUGUUCUCCUUCUUGUUUCUCUGCUGUUUCUCUCCUUUCUAAUCGGUCUUUGCUAUCUACUCUGGAUCUCGUUUCGCUGCUUCUUUCUCCUCUUCUACUCGCGAUAGAUCUGUGAGAAGAAGCUUUGGUGCUAUGGGCUUUGGUGUGGUGGCGACGAUUUAGACAAGGGUUUGCCGGUAGAGUCGGCUUCGUGGGAGGUUGGUGCUUUCAGAUCUGUUGCUGCGGUAGCUUCUGUGGAGCUGGCGGUACCAAAGUGGUGGAGAGGUGUGUGCUUGGGAUCGGCGUCGCUCCUUCUCUCUCUCUUGCUCAGCUCCCGUCAGCCUCUCUCAGUUUUUCGCAGAUCUAGGGUUCCGGCCUGAACGUGGCAGCGCGUGGCGCUCUGUCUUCCUCGGCUAGAGGAUCCCGUUGUUGGUUCUCACCGGUGGGUGCGUGUGAGGAGCUCUCGUCCCUCGGAGUUGUCGCCUGAGCGGGGUGGGUUUCUGUGGCGGCGCGUGGCGAACCACAACACUGCAUCCGCGUCUCUUUGUGGUUUCCGUUUCCCGGCGGUUUGGUGUAGAACGGUGGCAUCGUGUUGUCUCUUUCUCCCCCAAUAAAUGCGUAGGUUCUCUCUCGACUCGGCGGCGAUGUCUGUGUGUGGUGGCCUUCCCGGUUUGGAGGUUUGGAUGACUUGGCCGCUCAUCUUCUGAGGCGGACACCGGGUAUGGGGCCAAUCUACCGGGUUCGUGCUCCUGGGCUUAAAGCAGCCUGCUUCAUUCAACGGCUGCAUUAGGCAACUUUGCUUUCUCUCCCUUCAGUCAAGGCAAUGCUAUGUAUUCGAUGUUGUGCGUGGUUGGGGUCUCCUCCGUUUUUUCAAUCUCCGUUCUUUGUUGUUGUGUUUAGAUUUAAUUUUUCUGCAAAUCUGCCUCUUGUGAUCUUUGUAAAUUCUGUCUAAAAUGAAAAUGGUAAUAAACUUAACAUUUUUAC
Messenger RNA from Brassica napus (rape), 2953 nucleotides. RefSeq names its product methyltransferase N6AMT1. Gene Ontology annotation, cellular component: eRF1 methyltransferase complex. The coding region runs from base 186 to 935 and encodes 249 amino acids. The record is from RefSeq and is a predicted model, not a curated record. Gene Ontology annotation, molecular function: S-adenosylmethionine-dependent methyltransferase activity; protein methyltransferase activity; nucleic acid binding. Gene Ontology annotation, biological process: methylation. The transcript is spliced from 2 exons. Lineage: Eukaryota; Viridiplantae; Streptophyta; Magnoliopsida; Brassicales; Brassicaceae.